Messenger RNA from Eptesicus fuscus (big brown bat), 620 nucleotides. RefSeq names its product small ubiquitin like modifier 2 (gene SUMO2). The transcript has 4 exons. NCBI's taxonomy places the organism in Eukaryota, Metazoa, Chordata, Mammalia, Chiroptera, Vespertilionidae. Gene Ontology annotation, biological process: protein sumoylation. The record is from RefSeq and is a predicted model, not a curated record. Gene Ontology annotation, cellular component: nucleus. Gene Ontology annotation, molecular function: protein tag activity; ubiquitin-like protein ligase binding. The coding region runs from base 152 to 439 and encodes 95 amino acids.
GGAGGGAGCGCACAGCGUGCGCGCGCCCUCUCCCUCCUCCACCGCUGCCGCCUCCUUCUUCUGCCGCUCCUGGUGCUGCUUGUGUGCUCGUUUGGUGCGGACCUGGUACCUCUUUUGUGAAGCGGCAGCUGAGGAGACUCCGGCGCUCGCCAUGGCCGACGAAAAGCCCAAGGAAGGAGUCAAGACUGAGAACAACGAUCAUAUUAAUUUGAAGGUGGCGGGGCAGGAUGGUUCUGUGGUGCAGUUUAAGAUUAAGAGGCAUACACCACUUAGUAAACUAAUGAAAGCCUAUUGUGAACGACAGGGUUUGUCAAUGAGGCAGAUCAGAUUCCGAUUUGACGGGCAGCCAAUCAAUGAAACAGACACACCUGCACAGUUGGAAAUGGAGGAUGAAGAUACAAUUGAUGUGUUCCAGCAGCAGACAGGAGGUGUCUACUAAAAAGGGAACCUGCUACUUUACUCCAGAACUCUGUUCCUCCAGACCAAGAAGACAUUCUCAAUUAGAAAACUGCAAUUUGGUUUCAACACAUCUGACUACUACAGUAUAGUUUUCUCUAUUCUUUCAUUUUCCCCUUCCCCAUUCCUUUAUUGUACAUAAAGUAACUGAUGUAUGUGCACAA